This is a messenger RNA of Miniopterus natalensis, 445 nucleotides long. It is a transcript of the gene UQCR10, whose product is annotated as ubiquinol-cytochrome c reductase, complex III subunit X. Gene Ontology annotation, cellular component: respiratory chain complex III. Lineage: Eukaryota; Metazoa; Chordata; Mammalia; Chiroptera; Miniopteridae. The record is from RefSeq and is a predicted model, not a curated record. Gene Ontology annotation, biological process: mitochondrial electron transport, ubiquinol to cytochrome c.
GCGCUGUCACUACUUCUGCAGUGGAGAAACAUGGCGGCUCCGACGAUAGGUGGGAGGUUGUACUCCCUUCUGUUCCGCAGAACCUCUACCUUUGCCCUUACCAUCGCCGUGGGCGCCCUGUUCUUCGAGCGCGCCUUCGAUCAAGGCGCGGACGCGAUCUACGAGAACAUCAACCAGGGGAAGCUGUGGAAACACAUCAAGCACAAGUAUGAGAACUAGUUCCUCGGAGGCUCCCAUCAAGGUCAGAUGGACCACGUCCACCCACCAGCUGUUUGCCCAGAGCCAAGGCUUCAGUUGGAGAUGAUGCUCACGUCACUGUCCAUGGACCAUCUUUAGCUGUUGUUAUGAAAUGGCUUCACCUGACAGACUCUUUAACUUCUGCUGUAUUUGAAGUAUGUGUAGUCAGAGACAUCAGCAAAUAAAUGUAAACCGUCCUUGAGACCUG